AUGAUGCCCCUUCAGCGUCACAUCAAAAAUGUCGUUCGUAAUUACACAGAAGCAGAGCGGAAAGUUCGUGAGGCCACUUCAAAUGAUCCAUGGGGUCCGAGUAGUACCCUUAUGUCCCAAAUCGCAGAUAGAACAUACAAUGUUAUUGCCUUCACUGAAAUAAUGCAAAUGAUUUGGAGGAGGCUUAACGAUAAAAGCAAGAACUGGAGACAUGUGUACAAAGCUCUUAUACUUUUGGAAUAUAUAAUUAAAACAGGAAGUGAGAAAGUUGCCGUUCAAUGCAGAGAAAACAUCCAUGCUAUUGAGACUCUUAUGGACUUUUACUACGUGGAGGACGGAAAGGACGUCGGCAACAGCGUCCGCGAGAAGGCACGCUCGCUGAACGCGCUGCUACGAGACGAGGAGCGUCUGCAGGAGGAGCGCGCCAAGGCCCUGCUCGCGAGGGAGCGUCUCAUGCACGGCGGGGCUCUGGGCACCACCUCGCACCCGAGCGGGUCCGCCUACUCCCCCCCCUCUAGCCUCUUCGCCAGGUCCGCGUCCUCAGUGGGCGACAACAGGCGACCCUCCUCCCAACCCUCGCUUUCUGGUGGCGUCAACAGCGACUUGGACUCGGCGCAGCCGCAAUCCUACACCGAGGAGCAGCUGCAGCUGCAGUUGGCGCUGGCGAUCAGCAAAGAGGAACACGAACGCGAGCUGCAAAAACGCCACGAGGAGGAGGCCAAGGAAGCCCUCAAGUUGCAGAUGGUCCUUGAGCAGAGCAAACGCGAGGAACAGAACCGUUCCGCGGCGGCUUCCCUCAUCUCCGAGACAAACUCGACUGGCGGUGGCACUGGCGGCGGUCUCUUCAAUCUCAUCGACACCUCGUUGUCCGCUGCUCCAGCCAACGUGCCCGAUCCCUGGUCUAGCAUCGUGCCCGUCCCAGUCGCUUCCCCUCCCCCCCAGAACAACCACAACCCCGGGCGUUUCACCUCGCCUUUCGACGCCCCCUCGAACGCUCCGAUGACCAAUCAGCUGUGUCUUCCCGAUACCCCAUGGACACCCAAGGAGGCGCUGCAGCUCCAGCAAAGCCACACAGUGCCGGUGGCCAACAACAAUCCCUGGGCUGCCCUCGACCCCCUCGACGCCUCCUCGUCCAUCAACCAGAAUGGAAACUCACAGCUUGCUUGCGCUUCCACGGCCACAGCCACUGCCGCCAUCCCAGCUGCCUCGUUAGCCGACUCAAACAAGCCAGCGACGGCACGGAAACGAACACCUUCAGACUUCUUGGGCGACCACAAAGACCUCGUCGACUUGGAGAAACUCGUUGACCGAAGUCCUGCCUCGACCAACCCGUUUGCGACCGGUCACAGCCGCACCGCAGCCGGCCACCCGACGAACCCCUUCAGCGUGAAUGUUUCCCCCAAGCCCUCGCUGAACCAGUUGAGCGCCUCCUUCAACAACGCCACCACCACCGGUGGCGGCGGUGGUGCGCCCUUGGCUCUGUUGGGCAGUGGAAGGGGUUCCUCGGCCUUCUCCUACCCCCAACGCCCCAUCACGACUUCCGGUCCCAAUCCCUUCCCGGCAACCGUCGCUUCCUCUUCCUCUUCCUCUGGUGCUCAUCAGCCACCUGCGUCCCAGCAAAGCCUCAACCCCUUCUUCUAA
Mesocestoides corti is the source of this 1641-nucleotide messenger RNA. The record is from the annotation of a GenBank genome assembly. Lineage: Eukaryota; Metazoa; Platyhelminthes; Cestoda; Cyclophyllidea; Mesocestoididae.